AUGCCUGAUUUGUCUGUUGGCCUCUACGUUUUCAGCUGUUUGGGGAUUCGUCAAUAUGGUAUGUAUCCGCUUGCGCCUUAUGACUCGACCCCAAUCUCUGCAACAUAUGUCGUGUGGCCCCUUCUCAGUGGUGUUCUUCGACCCCAGUUCGUUAUUCGACUGGCGAUGAUACCUUCUUUGCCCUUGGCUUCGGUCUGCUUGCCACCUUCAAGAUCCCUGCCGCCUGGAGUUGUAGACUUGAUUAUUUCUUAUUUGGUGGAUCAAUCUGAUGUUACUCCGGCAAACCCUCUGAAUAGUGCUCACAGGCCGUUUGUCAAUCAUAGCGCUGUGAAACAAAUACUCGAUCUCCGAUUACUUAGCAAAUCAUGGGCAAUGGGAAUUGGUUCUUACGUGGGGGUAUCUUUAAACUUAGUUACUCCUAAUAUGUCGACCUGUUUGUUGAAAAUGUCACGAAUGUCAGCAUCGAUUUCGAGCACUCAUUGCCUGCGUCGCCUCUGUAUAGGUCGUGUUCUGUUUUUGCCUGAUUUCAUACUCGCCUCCUUGGAUCUCGAUGACUCCAAUGAUUCCGAUGAAAUCUCCCGUUUUGAUAAGCGGCACUCUGAUUGCUCUUCGCUAUCUAUGAAGGACGCCGCCGCUAUAAUCAAUUUAUGUCGUCAUAAUUUAACUGAGCUCAAGAUCAAGUUUUCGAAAUCGGUUGGUUUUUCUCAAGACCUGAUCAAGGCAAUCGGCGAUAUCAGUUCCCUCAAAGUCUUCAUGAUGCUUGGGAGUAGAUCACGCAAGGCCUACCAUGACUUCGGAUCCAUCACAAAGGUCCUCGACGUCACUACGAACGUUGAAUCAUUAUUGAUCGACUGUGGUUCUCUUGGCCCCUUGGAUAUCAAGGCGUCCUCCUUGCCCCGUCUGAUCCAUUUAUGGGCACCUCUUUAUCUUGAUACUCAUCAAUGUUUCAACAAGUUCGUGCGGGCGGAAGGCAGGGAUAUAAAGUUCCUUGAGUGUUUUUCGCCGGACGCGCAUGGUCUUUGUGGUUCUAUGAUAGUGGGGUUGAAACACUGUCUUGAGAUACUUUUUGUUGAUUCAGUACCUGAUAACCUUAGUCGCGUUGUGCUGGACACCCAUUUCCCGAAAUUGAAGGUGAUACGUAGCAUUUAUAGUACUACUUAUGUUGGUAACCUGGUGUGGUUCCAAUGGCCAAUGUUCAGUGCCAUGGAGGUAUUCAUAACCAGUUAUUGGCACGGGAGAUUUUAUUGGCAAAGGAUGAUGUCACAAGUUGGCAUUGUUCCUAUUCCUUUCCCGCCUAAGCUCAAGCAUAUCAUCUUUGUCAGUUGGAAUGGACCGGAUUCUCAAAACGCGUACCUUGUAAAACAAUUCGCCAGCAUUGGUAUCAAAUGCUUAUUCAAAUACGAAAUGACAACGCAACAGAUCCUGCGGUAUUGGACUGGAUGGGUGAAUGAGGUUCUUUGGUCAAUCGGUUCUUCCUUGGUGGCCUGGGUACGACUUGGUAUUUGUGCAAGUUGGGCUUACAUGGGGUACUUCACAUUCAUGAGGUGGCGCGUGGCUUUAAGUUGUUUUGAUGUGUUGGAAUUUGGUGCGAAAGUGGGGUCUCUUAUGCUACGGGCAUGGUUAUCGAACUUUGUCCUGAGCUUGAGUGUGCUAGAUUACUUUUGUUUCACCAUGAUUGGUUUUGGUGAUUGGCCGUAUAUUUUAUUUACUAUUGCGGUGGCCUUUGGUCUAUAUGAUAGUUGCAAGAAAUUAUUUCCAGCUGCGGACUAA
Melampsora larici-populina 98AG31 is the source of this 1770-nucleotide messenger RNA. RefSeq lists its product as uncharacterized. The transcript has 7 exons. Bases 1 to 1770 code for a protein of 589 amino acids. Lineage: Eukaryota; Fungi; Basidiomycota; Pucciniomycetes; Pucciniales; Melampsoraceae. The record is from RefSeq and is a predicted model, not a curated record.